CUUCAGAAAUAUAUUUGGUGGACAAAGAAUAUACUAAAACUAAAAGAGUUUAAGAUACAUUGCUAAGAAACACGAUAAAUGUUUUUCGAGAAGUAAUUCUAACUACAGAAUUAUUAAAAUUUUUAAAAAUGAUGUCCAGGUCGGUCCGUGCAGAGACGCGAAGCCGAGCAAAAGAUGAUGUUAAACGUGUGAUGCAGGCGAUAGACAAAGUUCGGAAAUGGGAAAAGAAAUGGGUCACUAUUGGAGAUACCACAAUGAAGAUUUAUAAAUGGGUUCCAGUUGUUAACCCGGAAGUGAGUCAAGCACGAAGCAAAGGAAAAGGAAUUACUGGUGGAAGCAACAAAGAAAAUGUUGGUAAAGGAGGAACAAAAAUCAGUAGAUCACAAAUACGAGUUCGGGAAGCCAUUCAGAGUCAAGACAUUAGUCUUCUUAGUAGCCAGGAGUCGAGCAUAACUCACAUCUCUGGUAUAGUUGAUGAAUCGACAACAGCUUUUUCUGAAAUGAGUCAGGACUCUCAGGGAGAAGUUUCUCAGCCUGUUAGCGAUGAUGGCACAAAUCUUAGCUUUCUCGAGAACAGUAGUGACGCCCAGUUUCCUGACCAGUCAAGUCUAGUAGCUUUGAAACAGGAUGAUACUAGUGAAGACAGCUGUGAGCCUCCAACAAAAAAAACAAGAAACGAUCUAGAAGACAGCUGCAAAGACUGAAAGAUUAAAACAUGUUUAUAUAAAACAACUCAUUUUUUAAAAGAUGUUUGCUAUUGGGUGUUGUUUUAAAUAUCAUUACUUCAGGGUAUGAAUUAAAGUUUCAGUUUUGAAAACAGAAAGUGGAUAAUAUAACCUUGGCAGCAUUUUAUAACUAAUAAAAAAUAAGCAUACAUGCAUAGUUGUUUUGUUUUUUUCUCAGAUUUUCUGAAGUACUAGAAACUUUAAGGAAGUAAAAUUUGACUUACUGAGAAGACCUGGUUUGAGGUUAAUAGGAUAUGAAAAGUUAUGAUAAGGAAACAAAAUUAGACUUCCUGAAUAGAUCUGGUUUGAGGUUAAUAGGGUAUGAAAGUUAUGAUGAUGAAGUAGAAUUAUACUUACUGAGAAGACCUGGUUUGAGGUUAAUAGGGUAUGAAAAUGUAUGAUAAUGAUUCAGGCCAUAAAUUUUAAUUUUUGUAUUAAUGCAGAUUUUUAAUUGUUAAAUACAACAGUAUUAUUUGUAAAAGACGGUAUAAAAAAAAUCAUUCCUAAGAAUAACUUUAAUGACUUAAUUGCCAAUUUUUGGCUUUGCUAAGUUAAUUAUUAUUUGCUCCUUUGGUGUUUUUAAUUGAAUAGAAUUAAAUUUGAACAAAAAUAAAUAUAAUUUUAAGAAAUACGUACUCUUCUGAGCUCUGUUUUUUUAUCUUAUUACGUCCAUCGUGUAGCGAUUAUUUAUUUUUCUGGAACAGGUAUAAUUAUGUGGAACUUUGUUAAUAUGCUGAUCAGUAUCUUUUAUUUUUCAAUUAUAAAGCAUUAUUAUAAUUAUUGACUUGCUGACUCCAAACAAAUGUUAACAUUAAGACAGGUAAAAGGAAACUCCUCCUUGCCAAUGACUCUAAUUGUUCUCUUUUCAUAUAGUAGUAGUGACCUUUGACACUUGUUUUUAUGUUGUUUCAAAGGCAAUUGACUUAACAAGUACUUGGAUAAAUUCAUUUUUAAUGGUUUGAAAAAAAAAAAAAUUAAGAAUGCAACGUAGUAACAAUUUUUAUCCCCAACAUGCUAGAAGCUGUUCCUAUAUUGUAUGAAACUGAUAAAAAACCGUUACAAGGUGAAUAAACACAAAGUUGUCACUGAAAUCCUUGAUAGCGAGACAUAACAAACAGGAAUGGAUCAGUACUACCAGUUUUUCUACAGUACCAAUAAUUUCUUUUAACUAUACAAAAGAGUUGUGGAAAACUGUGCUAAUGACAACAAUAUAUUUUUUAUUCAUUGUGUUCUGUUUUUUUUCAACAUGACUCAAAUUUUUGUCAUAUGCGGUGUUAUGAAUGAUUUUUAAGCCAUUUUGUUCCUUAUUCUGACUGAGUUGCAUGAAAACUGUAAAACUUUUCAUCUGCUUUUCUUUUCUCACUUAUUUGCUUACAAGUGUUUGUAAGGUAUUACACUGAAAAACAUUCCAUAUUCAAAGAUUAACAUCAAUCAGAAACUCAACUUUAAAACACUUUAGUACAAGUUAUAAAUUUUUUUCUGUAUUGAUGUAAGAUGUAUUAAAGGUUUCCUGCUUAUUUCUAUAUAUA
Limulus polyphemus (Atlantic horseshoe crab) is the source of this 2254-nucleotide messenger RNA. It is a transcript of the gene BCL7-like, whose product is annotated as B-cell CLL/lymphoma 7 protein family member A-like. The coding region runs from base 129 to 704 and encodes 191 amino acids. The record is from RefSeq and is a predicted model, not a curated record. Lineage: Eukaryota; Metazoa; Arthropoda; Merostomata; Xiphosura; Limulidae. The transcript has 7 exons.